Molecule: messenger RNA, 1407 nt
Organism: Odobenus rosmarus divergens (Pacific walrus)
Lineage: Eukaryota; Metazoa; Chordata; Mammalia; Carnivora; Odobenidae
Gene: PLEKHS1
Product: pleckstrin homology domain containing, family S member 1
Exons: 12
Coding region: 1-1407 (468 amino acids)
Source: RefSeq, a predicted model, not a curated record
AUGGAACCCAAACCUCAGAAGAGUCCAGGCAAACAAUUUACAUUUUAUUAUGAAAAUGAAGUCUGCAAACAAGAUUACUUUAUUAAAUCACCACCUCCUCAGCUUUUCUUCUCUGCUUCCUCUUGGAAAAAGCGGUUUUUCAUUCUUUCAAAGAGUGGGGAAAGGAGCCUGCGUCUUUCCUAUUACAAAGACCAACAUCGUCGAGGGUCCAUUGAAAUUGACCGAAAUUCCAGUGUUGAAGUUGGCAUAAGUGGCCGUGAAAAAAUGCAGUCUAUACAUAAGAUGUUUAAAUGCCGCCCUGAUGAGGUGAUGUCCAUCCGAACCACUAACAGAGAAUACUUCCUCAUUGCUCAGGACAGGGAGAAGAUUAAAGACUGGGUCGGCUUCAUGUCAUCAUUCUGCCGCCAUGGAGAGCCAGCACGCCACAAUCCAGAGGAGAAAUUCUCACUGAAUGGUAAAAGGCCCUCUUCAGAGCCCAGCCCUCUCCUUGGUCCUUCCAGCACAUCAGAGGCUAUCGGCCCCACCACACCAAGAAACAGUCUUCCAGACAUGCAUUUAAUGGAAAAAAAUUCUCCAGGACAAAGACAAGCCCAUUUACUACAUUAUUUCUCGUCAGAGACUACUGAAGAUACAGAAGAGAGUCAUUAUAUUAGUCCUCAAAGUAUUCUUUUAGAGGUGGAUACUUUUGUUGCUUCCAGUGAUUCUGGUGAAUCUGCUGAAGCUGACAGUCCAGACCAGUUCUCCAAGAGAACUGAGAAUCACUACAUGUCAAUGAAAUCCUGUUUUUUCAGAGAGACAUCCCACAAGACUGCUGAUAGCGAAAAGGAAUCCCAGGCCCUUCCAGGGAGCCAGAAUAGUGGGCUUCACUUGCAAGAACAAGAUUCACAAAGUGACUCUUGUGUUCCACCUGCCAAUAUGGAAGCACAGACCAUGAAUGACAAAAAGCGGUCGGCCUCACUUACUGUUGUGCAAUUAUCUGUACUAAUCAAUAACAUCCCUGAUGAAGGCCAAGUGGAGAAACUAAAUGUGUUCCUUUCUCCUUCCGACAUCAUCAAUUAUCUUACUCUCAUAGAAGCCGCAGGACGGAUAUGUGUGGCUCAGUGGCAAGGCCCCCCGCGCCUGGGAUGCUUAUUCUUUCACGGAGAUCAUCUUUUGGCCGUGAAUGACCUGAAGCCCCAUGGCCUGGACGAGGCCUCCUUGUUUCUCAGCCGGUGUGUCCAGAAGGAGAAAAUAAAACUCACCAUCGGCCGGAUCCCAAAUUCAGAGAAGUUCCAUGCUGUCGCCUGUACGUGCCCCUUAAAAGAUGAAGGUGUUGUACCUUUUCAAGUGGAUAGCUCUGGAUCAGGGAAGACACUGAAGAGGAGCCCAGCCAUUAGAAAGGAUCCGUGCAAAGGAAGUAGAGAGUAA